Ochotona curzoniae (black-lipped pika) is the source of this 824-nucleotide messenger RNA. RefSeq names its product gem nuclear organelle associated protein 8 (gene GEMIN8). Lineage: Eukaryota; Metazoa; Chordata; Mammalia; Lagomorpha; Ochotonidae. The transcript has 4 exons. Gene Ontology annotation, cellular component: SMN complex. Bases 1 to 810 code for a protein of 269 amino acids. Gene Ontology annotation, biological process: spliceosomal snRNP assembly. The record is from RefSeq and is a predicted model, not a curated record.
AUGGCGGCGGCAGAGGCGUCGGCGUCAGAUGCCCCUCGUCCGUGGGAUUCUCACCCGGCCUACGCACGGUACUGGCGCCAUUACCGCCAGGCCGCGGCUUGGGUGCGGAGCCACCGGCGCGCGUACGGGAAGGCGCUGCAGGCCCGCCUCGGCCCCCCGGGGUACUGUGCUGCUGGGCUUCAGCCCCAGGGUGCUUACGCCGAGUACCCUCCCCAGGGUGCUUACGCCGAGUACCUUCCCCGGGGUGCUUACGCCGAGUACCCUCCCCGGGGUGCUUACGCCGAGUACCCUCCCCAGGGUGCUUACGCCGAGUACCCUCCCCGGGGUGCUUACGCCGAGUACCCUCCCCAGGGUGCUUACGCCGAGUACCCUCAGCUCCCUGACCAUCGAAUGGCCUCGCAGGACUCGCACAGCAGCGAUGAGGAGGAGGAGGAGGAGGAGGAGGAGGAAGAGCAGGAGGAGGAGGAGGAGGUGGAAUGCGACCUGAGCAACAUGGAGAUCACCGAGGAGCUGCGCCAGUUCUUCGCCACGACGGAGAAGCACCGAGCGGAGCGGCGGCGGCAGCAGCAGCUGGACGCGGCCCGGCUGGACGACUACGUGGACGCCGACCACGACCUCUACUACUCGCGCCGCUCGGCCGAGGCUCCGGCGCAGAGGCCUGGCGAACGGCGCCGGGCUGAGAUGGCGCUGCUGUACGGGGAGGCCGCCGCCAGGAUCCAGGCCAUGGAGGCCGCCGUGCAGCUCGGCUUCGACAAACACUGCGACAGGAGGCGGCCCAAGUACUGGCCGGUCAUCCCGCUCAGGUUCUGAAUCUCCCACCCUCC